CCGCUUGCCAGAAGCAGACGGGAGCGCACCUGUAACCCGCGCCAGACCGCCGCUACCGCAGCGAGAGGGAGGCUCGUUUUCGAAAUCGCGCGCAUCGAAGCGCACUGUCCUCCACGAGCAAACUCUGUCGGAACAAGAAGGUCAAGAGCGAGGGAGCGGCGGCGACGACGACGGCAAUGACGCUCCUGCAUUCAAAAUUUUUAACGUAAUCCGACACGUGCGAACAGCGAACCGGCGAGGACUCUACCGAGACCGACUGUCAUCAUGCAGAACGUGACCAUGUAUUCGUCUAGUCCCGGUCAAGCACCGACGGCGUACACGCUCGGCAAGGGCGACUACGAUACCUUCGGUCCCAUCAUCCUGAUCCCGACGUCCGCCGGCCUGGUACCGGGGAUACCCAAGAUGGUCAGCAGCCCGGACCAGCCGCCGGGCACUCCGACCACCCUGGUGUUCCAGCCGGUGGUGCCUCCGACGACCGCGGACGUGCCCGGCACGCCGAAAGGAUUCGAAGAAGCCGCCAGGUACCUGCGGUCGUUCUCGUUCGGCGAAGAACCCAACAGCCUGGCGGCCAGGGUGUCCCGGAGGCUCUCCCGAUCCGUGCCGGAGUUGAGACCGCAGGAGAUCGCGCGUCCCACGUUCUCCAAGGUCCACGAAGAGGACUACGACAGUUCGUCGGACGAGGAGCACGUGACCGAGUUGCCCAAGAAGAAAGUGUCCGAGUCCCGCUGGUUGCACUAUCUGGACCUGGUGGCCGGAUGUUCCAGGGAGGCCGUGGGACUCGGGAAUAUUUGGAGGUUUCCCUACUUCUGCUUCGUGCACGGCGGAGGUCCGUUCAUGAUUGCCUACCUGACACUGCUGGUUGUGUGCGGCAUGCCAAUGAUCUGUAUCGAGAUGGCGGCUGGAAGGGUGACUCAGUCGGGGCCGAUCGCCGCCAUCGCCAAGCUCUGUCCUCUCAUGAAGGGCGUGGGACUCGCUGGGGUGGCAGCCUCGUUCUUCAUGAGCGCCCUGUACGCGGUGCUGUUCUCAUGGGCCAUCUUCUACUUCUUCAACUCGUUCCACGGCAACCCGCGCUGGGCGACGUGCGCCAACUCGUGGAACACGGCCAAGUGCAGCGAGGACCCCUACACGCUCGUCAAGAGCCUUUACGGCGGCUUCCAGAAUCCCAACGCCCCGCCGCCGCCUCUGACCCUCCGGUUCCCCAACGUUACCAGGCCCACGGUGUCCAACUGGACGGACGUGAACGUGACCACGCCGGGAUUUCGGAUCCCGGACCUGGAGCUCGACAUGACGCCGCGUCCGCGCGUGCCCCAGGGGGAGGAUGACAGCUCGUGGGUCUCGUACACGCUCUCCAGGCACACCACGACGGCGCAGGAGUUCUUUGAUCACAAGCUGCUGGAGGUGAGCGGCGGCAUCGACUCUCCCGGAGAAGUGCGCUGGGAGCUGCUGGCUUCGAUCGGGCUGUGCCUGUGCCUGACGUACGUGUCCCUGCGCAAGAACACCUUCUUCACGGGGCGCAUCAAGUACGUGCUCUCGCUGGCGCCCAUGCUCAUCAUGAUCGCCUUCCUCAUGAGGGUGAUGACGCUCGAAGGCGCCACCGAGGGAAUCAUGUACAUGUUCCAGCCCAACAUCAAGGAGAUCAAGAACGCUCGGUUGUGGAUCUUCGCCUUGGCGCAGACUAUUCACUCACUCGGCCUCACGCUCGGAUCCAAUUACGUUGUCAGUUCCAAGAACAAGAAACAGAUAAGCGUAAUGAGGGACACCGUGAUUUCAGUGUUUGUGAACACGGCGACAGUCAUGGUUGUGGGAUGCGUGGUGUUUGGCACUAUCGGGCACAUCUGCGCACGCUGGCGACAGAGGAUCGACAGUCCCUUCCUGCAUAAAGAUCCCGGAAUAAUAUUUGUCGUCUACUCGGAGGUCAUAAGGAACAUGCCGGUGCCAACUUUCUGGGCUGUCAUCUUUUUUUUCUUCCUUAUCUGCGUCGCCAUGGAUUCACAAGUAACAAUUGCUAGCACAGGAGUACAAGCACUCGAGGAAUCCUACGGCCGGUUCAUCAAGCAACGAUUUCAGGGGCACGGCCUGUUUCUGCUCUUCAUAUGCGUCGCAUGUUUCAUCACCAGCAUACCUUACAUCACACAGGGAGGCAUCUACUAUUUCCAAAUGACAGACUACUACGUGGCCGUGCUAGCGCUCAUAAUCAUCUCAUUCCUCGAGCUCUGUGCCCUUGGCUGGUUCUACGGCGGCCACAACCUCCUGAGUGGCCAGAGCGAGGUGAUGCACCACGUGCCGUACAUCUACCUACGCAUCUGCUGGGGACUCAUCACGCCGCUCGUGUUCGUGGCGGUGGUGGUGUGUGGCGGCAUGUCCCUUUCCCGAUUACGCUACCGCAACAAGCACCACUUCCCCAUGUGGGUGGACGUCGUGGGCUGGAUCCUGUUCGGCAUCAUCGUCAGCGUGGUUCCCGUGUUCGUCGUCAAGGCCCUGCACAAGGCAGAGUCUUCGGGAAUCAUCCAAAAAGUGAGAGAAGCCCUAGAGCCCCAGAUGGACGUCGACCAGCCCACAGACUUUUGGGAACCAAAGCCGCUGGUAGUCAUCAACAACCCCAAGAAUGGCGUUAACCAUCACGCCUCGGUCCUCAAGAGCCACAGGUACAAGGGCUACAGCAAAGGAGACUACGAAGGCGAAACAGUCAUCUGAAACGGGCCACAAAACCUUUUUAGUGUCGUCUGCGUUUCAAGAAAGACCCAGCAGAGCCAUGCCCACACCUGCUUGGAGAACUGCGAGCUUUCAACGCAAAGUUCACCAGCUGUGAAAGGAACAAAAACUGUCUCCAUAUCUUGAGAUGUGCGGUAUAGUUUAUUUGACUAGCCCAUGAUCAUUCCUAAAUGCCCAGAGAGAUAACAUUAUGGUCUUUAUUCCAUUAAAAAGGAUAAAAAAAUGCAUUGGAGGCAGAAAACGUCCUGUGGUAGAGCUUUCAAGUUGCAAACAAACCAUAAAAAUAGCUUCAGUUGAGCAAGUCCUUGAGAGAGACAGUGCUUUCCCAUGGUAAUUUUUUCGCCCACAGCUUCGCCAUGUGACCAGUGCCGACAUGCACCAGAUGGUUAGGACUGACAUCUGACCAAAUUAUGACGAAGCCCAAUUUUUUUCUGAAAAUGUUCUUUCCUAUAUUUCUCAUUCUCUACCCACUGUACUUGUCCUCAGUUGUUGCACGUCCUGAGAAAGCUGAUCAAGAGUUUGUAAAACUCCAGCACAGUCUAAGGUGCAAAAAGGCUAGUACAGAGACAGCAACCUAUUUGUACAGUGGAGCUAUGACUCUAGGUUUUUUUUUCUUUGUAUUUCAAACAUCGAAGAGUGCCGGUUACCUUCCCGAGCAUUGCUGGCCUUGCAGGCUGGUAUACUGGCCAGUGCCACUCUGUCGGCAUUGGCUCUUGUAAGAUAGGUGGAUGGCAGCAGUUGAUGUUCUUGCAGCUGCCUCUAAGAGGCAUAAGAGCAUUGCUUCCAUACUCAGCUGGAGUGUAGGCAAUAAAUACCUUAACAUUUGCA
This is a messenger RNA of Ixodes scapularis (black-legged tick), 3540 nucleotides long. Its product is annotated as sodium- and chloride-dependent betaine transporter. The transcript is spliced from 12 exons. Gene Ontology annotation, biological process: sodium ion transmembrane transport. Gene Ontology annotation, cellular component: membrane. Bases 265 to 2694 code for a protein of 809 amino acids. The record is from RefSeq and is a predicted model, not a curated record. Lineage: Eukaryota; Metazoa; Arthropoda; Arachnida; Ixodida; Ixodidae.